Molecule: messenger RNA, 3996 nt
Organism: Vespa crabro (European hornet)
Lineage: Eukaryota; Metazoa; Arthropoda; Insecta; Hymenoptera; Vespidae
Gene: CrebB
Product: cyclic AMP-responsive element-binding protein 1
Exons: 8
Coding region: 1045-1962 (305 amino acids)
Biological process (GO): regulation of transcription by RNA polymerase II
Cellular component (GO): transcription regulator complex; nucleus
Molecular function (GO): RNA polymerase II cis-regulatory region sequence-specific DNA binding; DNA-binding transcription factor activity, RNA polymerase II-specific; protein binding
Source: RefSeq, a predicted model, not a curated record
CUAUAUUAACAAACUGAUAGUUGUUUUAUACUGCGAAGAAUUCACGUUUUGUCGAACGAAAAAUAUUUAAAGUAUCUGUGACAUUCGACAUUUGAAACAUUGAUCCAACGAUAUUGGAAUAUUAAUAUAUGCAAUCACACAAUAUGAUUAGCUAUUUUUAUCUGAAAUAAUAUUAUACGGGCAUUAAAUUUCUUCUAAUUAUUUAUCAUAUUAUUAUAGUUUAAUAUAACGUAAUUGAGAAUAUUUAAAUCUAUUACUAAAAAAAAAAUAUCUUAAAAUACUAAUGUACUAAAUGUAGCGGUGACGUCAUAGAAUGACGUCACUGACACGUCAGCGGUGAUCUGCCUUCCUACAUACAAGAGAAUAUAUCGUUACACAUGGAUUAUGUUCAAAGUCCAUUCGGUUGAAUGAAUUUAUAAUGUUUUGGAUAUGUGAAAAUAUAUGAUAAUUGUAAAAUCUAUUAAAUCAACGAAUGAAUAUAUUAAAUGAUUCCAUUGCUCGUUGAUCGUGUAUCAUUUAUGUUGAUCGAGGAAGUGUAUUUAUUCUAAGCAAUCUUGUGACGUAAGAAAUGUUGCACUAAGGAAAAAAAAAUGUAAAACAAUUGAAGUCUUUAGAAGGAAGUAGAAAAAAGAGAGCUCGAGAAGGAAUGAAAAGGUAUUGAAGGCACAAAGUGUGAUAGUCACGUUGCAAGAAGAAGUAAAAGAUUCGAAAAAAAGCGUAGAAUUAUCUGCCGCGCCUCUUGGUGUUUUUACAAAGAGACGACGGUGGAAGUGGCGGUGAUAGUAGCGGUGGUGGCGGCGGUGGCGGUGGUGGUGGCGGCGGCUGCGGCGGUGGCAGCGGCAGCGGUAGUGGUGGGGACAACGAUGGCGAGGGACGUGGAUGGUCGCCAUUUUGAUGGUGACGCGCACGGCGCAGCUCGGGUUCCACCAGUGACGAAGCCACUGGAGUUUUGACGUGGCUGCUACGUACCUGCCUGCUUGCCCACUCCGAUUGCAGCAAAGUUGGUGACGAGAAAUACGUAACUGGGCUUCAGGUACCCAGGCUAUGGAAAGUAUGGUCGAGGAAAAUGGAUCGGCCGUUGACCCAUUAUCACAGGGUUCUCAAAGUGGUGAUGCAGCACCGGCAAUUGCAACAUCGGUACAGUCUCUCAAUAGAACGCCUCAACAGCAAACUCAUCAUCUGGUAGCUUCUACCAGCAUUGUGCAACUGACACUACCUUCAUCAGGAGCAACACAGGUUCAAUCUGUUAUACAACCUAACCAGCAGUCUGUAAUUCAGACAGCAACAAAUAUUCAACCUGUUGCUCUCUCCAAAGGAAAUGUUAUUCUUGUUAGUAAACCAAAUUCAGUCAUACAAACUGCUCAAGGCAGUUUACAAACGCUUCAGGUUGUUGAGACAGGAAGCGAUGACAGUUUUUCGGAUGAAGAAUCUCCGAAAACAAGAAGUAAUAUUCUCACCAGACGUCCAUCAUACAGAAAAAUUCUUAAUGAUCUAGGUGGCGGAGAAAUUACUGACGGUCGUUUGCCUCCCAUAGAAUCUUCUUCAGAGUGCGAUUCUAAUGUGGACAGUGAAGUGUCUUCCCACUCUCUUCAUUAUCAGACAGUAAUACCUGCUGGCACUAUUCAAAUUGCAACUCAAGGGGAGGGUGUCCCAGGGCUUCAUACGUUAACUAUGAGUAAUGCAGCAACGGCAGGUGGAGCUAUAGUAGAGUAUGCACAGGGUCAGGAUACGCAAUAUUUUGUCCCAGCUUAUCCAGGACAUGGUGUAGUCGUUGAAGAUGCAGCUAGAAAAAGGGAACUGAGGUUGCUGAAGAAUAGACAAGCAGCAAGAGAAUGUAGAAGAAAGAAAAAGGAAUAUAUUAAGUGCUUAGAAAAUCGUGUUGCAGUUUUAGAAAACAGAAAUCAGACUUUAAUUGAUGAGCUGAAGUCCUUGAAAGAGCUCUAUCAACAAAAAGCGGACUGAGGUUGGUGUUCAAUAUUGAAACACUGUAUCAAAAUUAUUAAUCGAUUAUGGAAUUUGUACAUGUUUUGUUUGUGUACAUUAUCCUAAGACAUUGUUAGAUAAACGAUGGUGAUGUACAUGCAUUCUUAUAGAUAAGCGUUCUGUAACAUACUGUAUUUAAGCAUGAAUACAAAGGCUUGUGAGACUUGCUAUUACUAAAGCGAGAAGCCAAAGGUACAUGAAAUGUGGAGGUAGGGAAUGUAUAGACAGAUAUUUGGGAAAUCAUCAUAUAUAUUUUGGAUAAAGAUGAUUAUAAAAUUCACACCAAUGUUCAUGCAUGGAGGGGAUGAAAAAAAAUGUUAAUGUUCAAAAUGUACAAUCUACAGAGGCAGUAUGAUCGUGCUAUUUUGAGAUAAAUGAUGUGUUAAUGUAGUAUCACUGCAACCUUCCAUUUGUAUAUUAUAAACUAGAUGAUUGAAAGGUAUUGUAAAAAACAACUCAAUGGUUUUACAAAUAGUCAAUUUGUGAUAAAUUAGUCACUUACAUGAUUUUUUUGCUAUAUAUCUUAUAGGAAAAGAAUUCUAUAAAUAUAUCUAUAAAAUGUAUCAAAUGGGGCUAACAUAUUAUUUUAGAUCCGCAUUCGUGAUCAUUAUUUCUUUAAAAAGUAAUUAUUUACACAUAUCUUCUUUAAAUUCAUAUUUUCUAUAGCCUCUUUUAACUUUUGGUAAUGUAUAUUAUUAUAUACAGUAUUCAUUGUAAAAAUUGAUAUAAUUUUUUUUUGAAUAAUUGGAAAUAUUUUUAUAAGUAUGAUGGAUAGACAAGCUUAUUUCUUUUAGUUAUAAAACAUUACAAUCUAUCUGUUAUAUUAAUUAAAUAUAUGUAAUAUAAUUCAUUAUCUUUUUCUAAAAACAAAAGGAAUAUAAGAGAGAAACAACAUCUACAAUGCAAGAAACUAUAUUUUAAAGAGUCAGAAUUUACAAAAAUGCAUAUUCUGUCUCUUUUUUCUCCUCCUCUGGAUACUACAAGUGGAAAAAACUACUGAUUGAUAUAUGUAAAAUAUAAAUGUAAUAUAAUCUGGAGUGCCUUUACAAUUUCUGUGUACACAACAGUGUAUAUAUAUGUAUAUAUAUAUAUAUAUAUACAUAUAUAUACCACAUGUAUAAUAUAUUUAUAUAUAUAUAUAUAUGUAUAUGUAUAAUAUAUAUAUAUAUGUAUAUAUAUAUAAUAUAUAUAUGUGUAUAUGUAUAAUAUAUAUAUAUAUAUGUAUAUGUAUAAUAUAUAUAUAUAUAUAAAAUUAUAACGUUAUAAGAACACAGGAUAGAGAUAUUUUUAAAUUAUGUAUUACAACGUACUUUUAUGCACUUGACGUGUUAUAUAAGAUUCUGUUGAUGUUGGAACUUUCAUUCUGAUGUAUAUUUUCGCAUUUUUAAAUUAAGGACUACUAGCAUGAAUUAAAUAUUUAAAUAUCAAAGAGUAAUAAAUAAAUCUACUGCAUUAGUAGAUAAUGAUAAAACCACUUUCUCUUCAUAUUUCGUGAUCUCUGUCCAGGACACAAUUCUGUAUCAAUAAUAAUUAAUCUUUACAUAUAAUUAUUUUAGUAAUCUGAUUUGUGCUAUGCAAAAGAAAUAACUAAAAAAUAAUUAUAGCAAUCCUUACAUAUUUUCUAUUGUUAUUUGGUAUUAAUACCACAGAUCAUUUUACUUUACUACAUAUUAAUCAGUCAAAUAACCUUUAAUUUCUUUAAAAUUUAUAAUAUUCAUGCAAUAUUUAUAUAAAAAAAUGAAUUUCCUGCUAUAUUUGAUAUAAGAAAAAGUACAAUGUAUUCAUAGCACCAUAUAAAAAAAAGGAAAAAAGAAAAAAAAAAACAAAUAUGACUUGUAACAUAAGUUUCAUUAUUUCUUAUGUAUUAAAAAUUUAAUUAGAAAGGAUAUUCUCUCAUGCAGAUUAAUUAUGAGAUAUUGAUAAUAAUAAUCACAUGUAUAAUAUAUGUAUAUCUUGGUUGCUGCACCAAUAUUAUAAAAUAUUGUAUAUAGAUAAUAUAUGUAUUUUUACAUA